Molecule: messenger RNA, 798 nt
Organism: Vigna unguiculata (cowpea)
Lineage: Eukaryota; Viridiplantae; Streptophyta; Magnoliopsida; Fabales; Fabaceae
Source: RefSeq, a predicted model, not a curated record
AUGGAUCAAUGGGCUCUUUUUGUUGAUUAUCGUCUCAAGCCUUCAACAAUGAAAAUGGGUAAUAGAAAUAGAGAUAUCAGGAAAAGACAAACUAUUCCUCACACGGGUGGUGCUAUGUCUUUGUCAAGAAGAAGGGAAAAUUUGAAAUUGGAGCUUGGUAAGAAUAUUGGGAGAGCUGAAAUGUGGAAGGUGACUCAUAAGAGAAAAAAUGGCACCUAUGUGAAUGACGAGGCUAUGGAGAUUGGGGAAAAAAUUGAUGAAUUGAUGUUGAAAAAUCCGGAAACUGCAUCUGAAAUAUCUCCAAAUGAUCCUAUUGGUGUCAUAUUUGGAAAAGAGCAUCCAGGUCGGGUUAGAGGACUUUCGUAUGGUGUGUGUCCUACUCUUGCUUUUCAGCAAUCAACUACAAGAAUAAGAGGAAUCAACUUUGCUUCACCUGAUGCAGCUUCACCACAUGACAAAGAUAAGUUUGUGAAGAUUGAAAAUGAACUUGCAACUGUCAAGAACCAAGUGCAAGCACUGCUUGCCUAUAUUGCUUCUAAAGAAGAUGUUCCAGAACAUGUUGCUGCAAUGGUUGCUGGUUUGGCGAGGAAACAGACCUUGUUGAUGCCGCAACAAGGGAACGUGAACCCCAAGAACAAACAGCAAGCCGGAACGGAGGGGAUUGCAGUGGCAAAAAUGCAGGUCCAGCUCUACGAGAUUCAACAGUGGAUGUUGGCCGAGCAAGAGAAGGAAUAUCACCUCUGCUUCACGCUUAGUAAAGAGAACAAAAUGACCAGAGCAAAGAUAGAGAAAAUGUGA